Galeopterus variegatus (Sunda flying lemur) is the source of this 2269-nucleotide messenger RNA. RefSeq names its product solute carrier family 27 (fatty acid transporter), member 5 (gene SLC27A5). The transcript is spliced from 10 exons. Gene Ontology annotation, biological process: long-chain fatty acid import across plasma membrane; triglyceride mobilization; very long-chain fatty acid metabolic process. Gene Ontology annotation, molecular function: long-chain fatty acid transmembrane transporter activity; long-chain fatty acid-CoA ligase activity; fatty acid transmembrane transporter activity. Bases 1 to 2073 code for a protein of 690 amino acids. NCBI's taxonomy places the organism in Eukaryota, Metazoa, Chordata, Mammalia, Dermoptera, Cynocephalidae. Gene Ontology annotation, cellular component: endoplasmic reticulum; endoplasmic reticulum membrane. The record is from RefSeq and is a predicted model, not a curated record.
AUGGGUGUCGCACUGCGGCUGGCCGUUCUGCUGCUCCUGCUGCUCCUGCUGUGGGGCCUGGGGCAGCCCGCAUGGCCGGCAGCCACAGCUGUGGCCCUGCGGUGGAUCCUGGGGGACCCCGCAUGCUGCGUGCUGCUCGGCCUGGCCGUGCUGGCGCAGCCCUGGCUCAGGCUCUGGAUGCCCCACUGGCUGAGCCUGGCGGCUGCGGCCCUCACACUGAUUCUGCUGCCAGCCCGAUUGCCUCCGGGGCUACGCUGGCUGCCUGCCGACGUGGCCUACGUGGCCAGAAUCUUCUUCCAGGGCUUGAGCAUCAGGAUGCGCGUGAGCCGACAGCCGCCCGACACCUUUGUGGAUGCCUUUGAGCGGCGAGUGCGAGCACAGCCUGGCCGCAAGUUCUUGGUGUGGACAGGGCCCGGGGCCUGCACGGUCACCCUCGGCGAGCUGGAUGCUCGGGCCUGCCGGGCAGUGUGGGCACUGAAGGCCACGCUGGGCAGCCUUGAGGAUCUGUGUGCCGGGGAGCCCGUCGCCCUCUUGGUGCUGGCCUCCCAGGUCGUCCCAGCUCUGGGUUUCUUGCUGGGGCUAGCCAAGCUAGGCUGCCCAGUGGUCUGGAUCAAUCCGCAUAGCCGAGGGAUGCCCCUGGCUCACUCCGUGCUGAGCUCUGGGGCCCGGGUGCUGGUGGUGGACCCAGACCUCCGGGAGAGCCUGGAGGAGAUCCUUCCCAAACUGCAGGCUGAGAACAUCCGUUGCUUCUACCUCAGCCACACCACCCCAACGGAGGGGGUAGGGGCUCUGGGAGCUGCCCUGGAUACUGCAUCCUCUGACCCAGUACCUGCUGACCUACGUGCUGAGAUCAAACGACAAAGCCCUGCUCUAUUCAUUUACACCUCCGGGACCACCGGUCUCCCAAAGCCAGCAGUCCUCACGCAUGAGCGGGUACUACAGAUGAGCAAAAUGCUAUCCUUCUGUGGGGCAACAGCUGAUGACGUGGUCUACGUGUUCCUGCCUCUGUACCACACAAUGGGCCUUGUCCUUGGGUUCCUCGGCUGCUUGGAGCUCGGAGCCACCUGUGUCCUGGCCCCCAAGUUCUCUGCCUCCUGCUUCUGGAAUGACUGUCGGCAGCAUGGCGUGACAGUGAUCCCGUAUGUGGGCGAGGUCUUGCGAUACCUGUGUAAUGCUCCCCAGAAACCAGAGGACCGGACACAUACAGUCCGUCUGGUGGUGGGCAAUGGACUUCGGGCAGAUGUGUGGGAGACCUUCCAGAAGCGCUUCGGUCCCAUUCAGAUCUUGGAAAUCUAUGGCUCUACGGAGGGCAACAUUGGCUUCAUGAACUAUCUAGGGCGCUGUGGGGCCCUGGGCAGGAUGAGCUGUCUCCUUCGAAUGCUGAUCCCCUUUGAACUGGUACAAUAUGACCCAGAGACAGAGGAGCCUGUGAGAGACAAUCAGGGCUUCUGCAUCCCUGUGGGGCCAGGGGAGGCGGGGCUCCUGUUGUCUCAGGUGCUAGGCCGUAACCCCUUCGUGGGCUACCGCGGCCCCCGGGAGCUGUCGGAACGGAAGUUGGUGCGGAACGUGCGGCGCACGGAUGACGUUUACUUCAACACCGGGGAUGUACUAGCCAUGGACCGCGAAGGCUUCCUGUACUUCCGUGACCGCCUCGGGGACACAUUCCGGUGGAAGGGUGAGAACGUGUCGACGCGGGAGGUGGAAGGCGUGUUGUCACUGGUGGAUUUCCUGCAGGAGGUUAACGUCUAUGGCGUGUCUGUGCCAGGGUGUGAGGGUAAGGUGGGUAUGGCUGCCGUGCAGCUGGCUCCCGGCCAGACUUUCGACGGGCAGAAGCUGUACCUACACGUCCGCUCUUGGCUCCCUACUUACGCUACUCCCCAUUUCAUCCGUGUCCAGGAAGCUCUGGAGGUCACGGGCACGUUCAAACUGGUUAAGUCCCGGUUGAUGCGUGAGGGAUUCAACGUGGGUGUCAUCGUUGACCCCCUGUUCAUACUGGACAACCGGGCCCAGGCCUACCGGCCCCUGACGGUAGACGUGUACCGGGCUGUGUGUGAGGGAACCUGGAAGCUCUGACCACCUGGCCAGCGCACAGGACAUCUGAAGGGGCAGAAACCAACACCGGUCACCACCCCCACUCAGUGUCACCUCCACCACGCACCUGCAUGAGAUUGUCAUGAAUCCCAGACUGGCCCUGUCCCCAGCCGCACAGGGCUGGAAAUGACACUGGACCCAGUAGUAGAGCGUGAAUAAACUCGAACGUGUACACAAA